Molecule: messenger RNA, 1935 nt
Organism: Metschnikowia bicuspidata var. bicuspidata NRRL YB-4993
Lineage: Eukaryota; Fungi; Ascomycota; Pichiomycetes; Serinales; Metschnikowiaceae
Gene: STE11
Product: mitogen-activated protein kinase kinase kinase
Exons: 3
Coding region: 1-1935 (644 amino acids)
Biological process (GO): protein phosphorylation
Molecular function (GO): protein binding; protein kinase activity; ATP binding
Source: RefSeq, a predicted model, not a curated record
AUGUCCGAGGUCACAGAUCUAUACGCAUGGUUAGCCAGAUCAGCAUGCCAGCAAUACCACGCAAAUUUCGUGAAACAUGACAUCACGUUUGAUCUCCUCUCCGAUUUGGACUCAGACGCUCUUCGAGAGCUAGGCGUGCUUAAAGUUGGAGAUAGAAUCCGUUUGGAAAUUGCAAUAGCAGAGCUCAAGUUAGCUACACUUAAAAAAAAGGUCCCCCUAAAAGAAAUUCGUGAAUAUAUCGAAAAAGAACAGGUUCCAAUAAAGCGGGUUCCUACCUCGGAGAAAGCUUUGUUAUCUCCAGGGGCAACAACAUCUAGAAUUGUAACGUUUAUUCUACCAGAUGGGUCACUUCUUAAAGUCAAUGUGGAAGGAUGCUUCAGUGCACAACUGAUCAAAAAGAAAGUCUUAAAAAAACUAGGAGUACAUGAUGACGACAACGAAUACGACACGUUCGUUCACAUGAAUGUAUCUGGUGACAUAAAGAUCUCAUCAUUGUAUGACGUUGAGUUUGUUACCAUAUGCUUCUCUCCAGAUAGACCGGAAAAGCAUCGCAUAAUGCUAACACCGAAAAAUGAAGCGCCCACGCCAACUGCAACCGCAAAAUCACUCCGUAUCGUGCAAAGACUUUCUGGCAAGAAGCCAACCAAUCCAAGUAUCCGCAGUUUCUUUGGACAACGGCCUCCAAGUGAGUUGAUCUCAUCAAAUUUGGGAGAGUACUUCCCUACUGCAGGCCUGCAUGCCCUAGAAACAACCAUUCGUAAUUCUGUACGACAUAGCAUGAGAGUUCUGAGAAGGUUUAACUCUUCCAGUUCUGUUCUGAAUGUGCUGUUGGGAAGGCCAUCCAUCACCUCAGAAGAACGUUGGUAUAGAGGUGUGCAUCAGCAGCGGACCAUUGGAGAUGUAUUGGUGCAUAACGUGACCAUGUUAGACGAGGCCAAAAUCUCUUCUGACAGGAGUAACAGACAUUCACGCAUUGAGCUAAUGAAUGUGGAAUCAGAGAACGAAGAUGAAGAUAAUUUGAGCGAAGCUCUGGAUGAGUUCGACUUUUGUGGUGGAAAAAAAUGGCUUCAAGGCGCAAGAAUUGGAGCCGGUAGCUUUGGUACUGUUUACCUAGGUAUGAACCCUAUGAGUGGUGAGUUGAUGGCUGUAAAGCAAGUACCAAUUCCAACCGGGUCUUCCAAGCAAAAUGAGGUUCACCGCUCUAUGAUAUCUGCUUUACAAAGAGAAAUGGCCAUUCUCAAGGAGCUCAAUCAUGAAAAUAUCGUAUUAUACUAUGGGCUGUCUUCAGAUGCGAAUUUUCUUAACAUAUUUUUGGAAUAUAUCCCAGGGGGUUCUGUGCAACUGAUGUUGCAUCUGUAUGGCCCCUUUGAAGAGCCGUUGAUCAGGAACUUUAUUCGACAAGUUCUUGUGGGAUUAAGCUACUUGCAUGGAGUUGACAUCAUACAUCGUGAUAUCAAGGGUGCCAACAUCCUCAUUGAUAUCAAGGGAAUAGCAAAAAUUAGUGAUUUUGGUAUUUCCAAGAAGGUGAAUACAACAGAUGAGGAGAAAAGCAACGAUACUACGGGGAAGCAAGCUAAGCGCGCCUCUCUUCAAGGGCUGGUUUAUUGGAUGGCCCCAGAGGUUGUCAAACAAACAGCAUACACUAAGAAGGCGGACAUAUGGUCUGUUGGAUGUCUAGUUGUUGAAAUGUUCACCGGCCGCCAUCCCUUUCCCAGCUUUAGUCAAAUGCAGGCUAUCUUUAAAAUUGGCACACACACUCGCCCAGAGGUUCCGAAGUGGUGUACGAUCGAAGGUCAAGAUUUUCUCAAUAAAACAUUCGAGUUUGACUAUUCAAAAAGACCAAGUGCGGUGGAAUUGCUUGCAGAUUCAUUCUUGGCACCUUUGAUUGUGUCUGACACAGACAACGAAAAGAGGUCAGCUCCAGUCGCACUGUAA